GCCGAGCACUGCGGCUAGGACAGGCUAGGGGGCCGAGCGCUGUGGCCUUAUUUAUCAAAAAUAAUGUAAUAAUAUCCGAUAUGUGGGGUUAGGCUAUGUUGAGACAAUUAAUGGGCCGAGCGCUGCGGCUAGGAUAGGCUAGGGGGCCUAGCGCUGCGGCCUUAUAUAUAGAAAAUAAUGUAAUGAUAACCGAUAUGUGGGGUUAGGUUAGGGUUCUGGGGCGAGCACUUUGGCUAGGACAGGCUAGGGGGCCGAGUGCUGCGGUCAUAUAUAUUAUGCUAAAAAGUACAGUGGUCCCCAGAAAAAAAGGGGAAAACAAAGAAGACCUGUGUUAAAAAUACAGUGGUCUGCAGAGAUGAGUGGAAAAAGAGACCGCCAAUUGUUAAAAAAUACAGAAAAGCGGAAAACGACCUUUGUUUAACAAAACAUUAGUCCACAGAAAAUAAAUAUACAAACAAUGAUUGUGAAACGUAAGUUCAAUUAUACAAAUUGUUAGUUACCAAAUUGUUGGUUACCAAAUUGUCAGGUUACCAAAUCGUCAAGUUACCAAAUUGUUGGUCACCAAAUUGCUAGGUACAAAAUUGUCGGGUUACCAAAGUGUUAGUUACCAAAUUGUCGGUUAUCAAAUUGUUAGUUACUAAAUUGUUAGUUACCAAAAUGUUAGUUACCAAAAAUCUGCCCAUCGUGAUAACCCUGUAUUAUCCUCCAAUGCUCUUAAAUUAUGAGUCAAAAAAAAAGAAAAUAUAUUUACAGUUUUAAUACAAAAUGGCAUAAAAUUUAGAAAUUAACUAGUAUGAUGUCUCAUCCUUAGUGUGUAUCCAUGGUAUCCAAUUUCAUUGUAAUGUGUGGCACUUUCUCAUCAGAAAUAGAGAUAUGAAUCUUUAUGGCUAAAGUUAUGAAUAAAUAAUGAAAUACGUAAGGUUAAUUUUGAUAGAGUGGACUGUGUGUUCGAAAAAUAAAUUCAGUUUAAAACGUAAAUUGCCUGAAACCUUUCAAGCAAUUUGUAUCCACUCAAUUAUUAGAUAAGCUUAAAAGAUGGAAUGAAAUUGUUUAUAACUAUAUGAAGAAAAUGUAAUAGUAGACAAUGAGUUCUUAGCGGUCCAUACCAUGUCGUUGAAUAUUCCCAACGUUCCAAAAAUAAAUGGAUUACUGAACCUCCCCCCCCCCUCUCACCUCCGGAGAGGAUAUAUAAAGGUUCGGAUCCAGGAUUGGAGAGAGAAGACAAGGAACCAGAGAACUAGAAUCAUGUUGAAAAUGGUGAGAUUAUGUCUCCUCCUCUUCUCCGUGUACUUGCUGAGAACUGAAGGACGGAUAGCAGGUUCAAGAACAGGGAAUAGAGCAGGUUCUCACAAUCAACCUGCUUCCUGCACUAGAACUCUCACCUACAGUAGAUACUAUGAUCUGAACCGAGUUUGUAAUGAUUGUUUCAAGCUCUACGAUGAUCCUCAUAUUUAUGGAUUAUGCAGGGGAGAGUGUUUUACUUCUCAAUAUUUCUAUGGCUGUCUGUCUGCAAUACAACACGAGGACGCACAACUCUUAAACGAAGGUUCGAAUCUAUCAAAUAUAUUGGAGAUAUUGACACUAUCCGCGGCUGGUUAGACUCUGAUUCGUGAACCCUGGAAAGAAUUAUAUAAACCAACCUAUAUCUAACCCAUAUAGACAGCUUUGAUAUUCUAUGGACCCGGCCAUCAGUUGUAUUUGAUUUUAUUCUUUUCACAUUCUUACAUUACAUGUCAACAAUCUACAUAUAUUAAACAAUUUUAACAGCAGGAAAAAAAUCCACCAUCGAUACUUUUUAUAUAAUUAUGUAAUUGAACUUUGU
Molecule: messenger RNA, 1822 nt
Organism: Eurytemora carolleeae
Lineage: Eukaryota; Metazoa; Arthropoda; Copepoda; Calanoida; Temoridae
Exons: 4
Coding region: 1108-1599 (163 amino acids)
Biological process (GO): circadian rhythm
Cellular component (GO): extracellular region
Molecular function (GO): neuropeptide hormone activity
Source: RefSeq, a predicted model, not a curated record